Messenger RNA from Stylonychia lemnae, 1782 nucleotides. The record is from the annotation of a GenBank genome assembly. NCBI's taxonomy places the organism in Eukaryota, Ciliophora, Spirotrichea, Sporadotrichida, Oxytrichidae.
AUGGACCUUGAGAAAAAUUUAUUGGAAGAGGAUAAAAUCAAUAUUCAAUAAAGGAACUAGCCUCUGAUUCUUGAGAUGAAUACCCCUAGUGAAAAUAAUCUAUGGGAUAUUGUAAACGAAUAUAUUAGCUACAACAAGAUGAAGUAAUAAUUCAAAGUUCAAAAUGAUAUUCAACUUUACAAAGAAUAUCUUAAGCAAACUGAAGAAAUAAUCAGAUUCGGAUUCAAAAAUACGGAUGACAAUAGUUUCCCUAAGUAUCAAUAAAUGCUAAUGGAUUUCUUCCUUGAAUAGAGCGAUCAAGGUAGUCUCGACUAUAUGAAGCAGACAAUGACACGAAUAAACCUGAUUGAAGCCCCACCAGCAUAUUCAAAAAAUAUAAAUAAACUCAAUAAAAUAGUUGAAUAUAUACUAUUUUCUCUAUGUUAAGCUCUAAAGGUUAAGAAAAGCUUCUGUGAUAUUUUUCCAAUUAUUUUAAAAGCCAUUGAAGAAAAAAAGCACUAAUUUUAAAGUGAAGGAAUAAAAGAUAAUGAUUAUUUAGAGAUUAUAGUUUCUUUAGAUGCUUUAAAACUAAAUGGUGCUAUAUAGAGAAGAUACCGAAAUGAAACUGUGCUUGAUAAAAGACUGUGGAUUCUAACCUUGGUUAAAAAGCUCAUUCAAAAAGAUCAGUCAACUAACUUAUCCUAUGACAAUCUGAUUGGAAACUUAAGAGAUGGAGAAAUUGGGAAUAAAGUGAAGAAAUAAAUAUUCUAGGAAUUCUUUGCUUAAAAUAAUCUAGAUAAAGAUUUCUAAGAUUAAUUUUAUCAAACGGAGAGUAAUUUCUUCCAAGAUAACUUAGUUGAUACGCACUUCAAUAUACUUUCAACCUAACCUGUACCAGUACAUACUAAAGCAUAAUCUCCAGGCAGUUCAUAAUUUAAAAGGGAAACCUCAAAAGCAAGAGAAGCCUUGAUUAGAACUGUAAAAAGAAUCAAUAUAAUAAAGCGUUUGUCAAUUAUUAGAAGAGUUAAUGAAGUGAUCGAAAAAGUAACAACUGAGGAGAAGCAGCAAGGAUUGAUAACAUUUAAGAAGCUAGUAAAAAUUCUCAAUAUAUGCCACAUUUACAUACCUUUGAUUCAAAUAAAGCCAAAUAAUAGUACUGAAUUCAGCUUAGAUAUUAGAGAUAUGAUAGAGUUAACUACUUCUAAAGAAAAGUAUAAGAGAUAUGUCUAUUUGUAAACUCAGAGCAUACUCUAGAUAAUAAAGGGAUUUGGAGUUCAUUUAACAAUCAAUAACCUAUUUUUGUUAAUCACUAGGUUUAUUAUUGAUAAACCUCUAUAUUUUAUUCCACCAAUUGAAGUAUCUUGCUUAGUGGCAGAAUGCUAUUAUAGUCACAUAAUUCUGAAAGAAAGUCAUUUGAGAAAAAGAUUCCUUGAAAAAUUAAAAUCUGAAUAUAAUGGCUUACUAAGACCAUAACUUGAAGUUUACUUGUAUGACGAGUUGUAAAUUGAUAACUUAGCCGAGAGUCAUAAAAUUUUAUUCAAAAUAUUAAUGAGCAAGCUUAAAUCAAAGGUUGAUCAUCCUGGAGUUAUAAAUAAAGCAAUAUUGAGUGAACAGAAAAUUAUUUAUAAAUACAAAGACAUAGAGGAGGAAGUUAUCAAGAAAAUAGCCGCCUAGAAUAUGCUUAAAGAAAUCAAUGAUUCAUCACUGAUGAAACUGCUUAAGGUAAUCGCUAAGAAAGUUUAGGAUGGCAAGACUUUGAUGAAACAAAGAACAACAAUUAGCAAUUUUAAGAGAAAAAGAUGA